AUGCGAAAAAGGUAAGUUUUAUAUUUUAUUUUGUUUUUGAAUAGGAUUUCAUUGUUUUUGUUGAGAAAUCACAUUUUUUUUUAUUUCUUGCCUAAAUCAAGUCAAGUUUGGACAGUUUUUGUAUUUUUGAAGCAGAACUAGAAGAUACAGUUUUGUGGAAACAGUAUUUAUUUUGUAAAUUUGUUUCGAUAUUUAGCGGAAUCAAGCGAAAACGUGAAGACGGUGAUGGAGAUACGGCUGGCACAUUACCGGAAAGCGAACACAGUCGUAGCCGAGAAAGAGAUGCGGAAUCCUCAUCUGCAAGAACUCAUAACUUAGCGGACUUGGACGACGAAGAUCAGCUAGUGAAUGAAGAAGAUGGUUCAGCCAUUGCCAAUCAAAAGCACUAUAUUAUUAUACCAUCGUAUGCUUCGUGGUUCGACUACAACGCUAUUCACGACAUUGAGAGGAGAGGAAUACCGGACUUUUUCUGUGGAAAUAACAAGUGCAGAACGCCUGAAGUGUAAUUAUUAUUUGAUAUUUAAGGUUAUUUAUUAUGAAAAGUAUUCGGAAAAAUUGUAUUUUAUCGUUUUUUAAACUAAGGAGCAUAAAAUGUUUAAUUUUAUAUUUAAUUUUAUUAUUUUAGGUAUAUGACUUACCGUAACUUCAUGAUAGACACUUAUCGUCUCAAUCCGUUCGAAUACCUGUCAUUUACUGCUUGUCGUCGCAACUUGUGCGGAGACAUCUGUUCUAUCGCUCGGACACAUUCGUUUCUGGAGCAAUGGGGAUUGAUCAACCACCAAGUCGAUGGUGAGAACCGUCCAGCACCAAUUGGACCACCAGCCACAUCACAUUUCAUGGUACUUGCUGAUGCUCCGAAUGUUAUUCAGCCUGUCAAUCCGUUUCCACAUGGAUUUCAACUUGUGGACAGUGUGGUUAAAGCAGAGAAUAUUACCGACAAACCUGGAACUUCAGCUGAAGAAGAGAAGCGAACAGUUGAAGAGGUUGCGCCGAAACCUACAUCCGUAUUGGACACCCGCAUGAAUACAGAUCAAUAUGCUAGUCAAUUAGCGGCCACGAAUUCGAAAGAAUCUGCUUCAGAUUGGAAUAAUGAAGAGAUAUUGUUGUUGUUGGAAGCUCUGGAAAAGUACACAGAUGAUUGGAAUCGUGUAUCAGAUCACGUCGGUACAAGAACUCAAGAUGAAUGUAUUCUCAAACUGCUUCAGCUACCAAUCCAGGAUUCUUUCCUAGAAAAAGAAGGAGAAGACGUUGUGGGGCCGUUGGCUUAUCAGCCAGUUCCGUUCAGUCAAGGUGGCAAUCCUGUUAUGAGCGUAGUCGCUUACUUGGCUAGCGUGGUGGAGCCAAGAAUUCUUUCGGCGGCUUGUGAGGCUGCUAUGGGUAGGUUAAUAUAUUUUUUAUUUGUUUUUGAGAUCUUAAAGUUUAAGUUUGAAAUUUGUAUUGAAAAAUCCAAAGAUUUUUAACUUAAAAAUUUUAGAAGAAUACACAAAGAUGAAAGAGGAGAUUCCUUCACUAGUUCUAGAAGCUCACGUCAAGAACGUUGAAGCACAUGCUAAAGCAAACAAUGGUGAUGUUGAUCCAGAAAUUGGACUUAAAGAAUCCGGAAUUGCUUCUGAUGAUACGGUAAGGUGUUUUGUGCUACAGUGUCUGUUUCUCAGUUGGAUAUGAAACUAAAAUAAUUUUUUAGACAACCGAAGAACCCAAUAACAACGAUGAACCGAUGGAAACUGAAGAAAAGAAGUCAGAAGAGGGUGAAGCAGUAACAGAAACGAGAAAAAUGGCUUCAGAAGAGGUUCAGACCGCAGCAGCUUCUGCACUGGCCGCAGUUGCAGUGAAAGCGAAACAUUUGAUACACAUGGAAGAAAGAAGAAUGAAGAGUUUAGUCGCCCAACUGGUCGACACUCAAAUGAAAAAGUUGGAUCUCAAGUUGCUUCAUUUUGAUGAAGUAUGGUUUUUAUAAUUUAAAAAAUUUUAAGUUCACCUUAAUUUAAGUUUACCAGAUGGUUUAUAAUUGAUUAAAUUCUAUUUCUUUACAGUUAGAAAGGAUUACUGAUAAAGAACGAGAAGCGUUUGCAUAUGAACAACAACAACUGAUCUUGGAACGGCAAUUCUUUCAUCUAGACCAGAUAAAAUACCUGCAGCAACGCUCCAAAAAGGAUGCUUAUGAAGCUUUGAUGGAGAAAGGAGAAUUGGAACCAGGAUUCGAGGUUAGAGGAUGUCCACUACAAAUGGAACCUCUAGUUGGAUCAUCACGGAAAACUGUAUCAGGUAGAGUAGCUCUCCAACCGCAAGCAGAAUUGGUUACUAAAGCAGAAGAUGUUCCAUCGUCAGAAGCGCCUUCGGUUAUCCAAACGUCGCAACCUCAAGCAGCUCCUCCACAACCGACUCCACCACAACCACCCGCUACAUCUGCUCCAGCGGAACCAGUCAACCAACCGCAGCCUCAAGUUACAUCACAAUCUGCAGUCGGUGCUUUAUUAUCACAGCCAUCUCCCGUUCAGCCCUACGGCUACCAGCCACCAUACAGCGGUGCAGCGCCACCCUCAGGGCAAACAUACCCACAAGGAUACCAACAAGCGCCUCCUGCUGGACAUUACCCACCUCAACAGCCACCGCAACAACAACCUCAACAACCAUAUUACCCCCCACGCCCAUGCGCUCUACAACAACAGUUUAACCAGAGGUUUGGACUAGGGUACGACUACAACUAUCCCCAACCACGACCAGGUUAUCCACCGGCUAUACAACAAGGCCAAUAUCAAUAUCCGCCUGGGUAUCAGGGUGGUCAGGUAUGUAUUUCAAUUUACUUUUUUAAGUAUCACUUUUAAAGCAAGAGAUCUAGGUAACAAAAACAUUUUACUUUUAUGGCAUUUAUUUUCAGCACUAUCCCCAACAGGGCGGCCAACCGCCUCGCCCACCAAUCCUUCAAUUAGCCCAACUACAGCAAUCAGUAGGACAACAUCCCCCCAUGCCAAUCCAACAACCCCAGCUACCAAUCCAACAACCCCAGCUACAAGUCCAACAACCCCAGCCACCAGUCCAACAACCCCAGCCACCAGUCCUACAACCCCAGCUAUCACUCCUACAACCCCAGCCACCACUUCAACAACCCCAGCCACCAGCUCAACAAUCCGAUGAGAGGCAUGAGCAAACUCCGUCGCCACAACCAUAA
Molecule: messenger RNA, 3169 nt
Organism: Bursaphelenchus okinawaensis
Lineage: Eukaryota; Metazoa; Nematoda; Chromadorea; Rhabditida; Aphelenchoididae
Source: the annotation of a GenBank genome assembly